AUGAUGGGUCUCUCCUCGGUCCUCACGACCACCCUCCUGGCCUUGCGCCUCUUCUCUCUGGACGCGCUCGCGGCUCCUACGCCCGAUCCCGUGCCCCAGGCCGCCACCCCCGGUGCGGCCGCCGGCUUCUGGGUCUCGACGAUCGAGCGCCGCGGCACCUCUGCAUUUGGUGAUGCCAACUACAAGAUCUACCGCAACGUCAAGGACUACGGUGCCAAGGGCGAUGGCUCCAGCGACGACACCGUUGCUAUCCAGGCCGCGAUGGACGACGGAAACCGCUGCGGCUUCGGCUGUGACUCCCAGACCACGACGCCUGCUCUCGUCUACUUCCCGACCGGCACCUACGUCGUCAGCAAGCCCAUCGUGAUGAAGUACUACACUCACAUGGUCGGAGAUGCCACCGCCCUGCCUACCAUCAAGGCGGCUGCGAGCUUCACCGGCAUGGCCGUGAUCGAUGCCAACCCGUACGACAACCAGGGCAACAACGCUCACACAAACCAGAACAACUUUUGGAAGCUCGUUCGCAACUUCAACAUCGACUUGACUGGCAUGCCCUUCACCUCCGGUGCCGGCAUUCAUUGGCAGGUCGCCCAGGCCACCAGCCUGCAGAACAUCGUCUUCAACAUGCGCACCGACGGAGGCGAAGCCAACGUCCAGCAGGGUAUCUUCAUCGACAACGGGUCUGGCGGCUUCAUGACCGACCUGACGUUCAACGGCGGCAAGUAUGGUGCUUUCAUGGGAUCGCAGCAGUUCACCACGCGUAACCUGACCUUCAACAACUGCAAGACGGCCGUCUACAUGAACUGGAACUGGCUCUGGACCUUCCAGGACGUCAAGAUCAACAACUGCGGCGUCGGUAUCGACAUGUCCAACGGCGGUGGCGCCUCGCAGACGGUCGGCUCCGUCCUGCUCCUCGACAGCGUCAUCAGCAACACGCCCGUCGGCAUCCUGACCGCCUACAGCCCGGCAUCGUCCGCGACCAACGGCAGUCUGAUCCUCGACAACGUCGACAUGUCGGCCAACGUUCCCGCCGCCGUCCAGAUGCUCGACACCAAGGCCACCAUCCUCCCCGGCAACCAAAAGAUCGCAUCUUUCAUCCAGGGCAAGACAUACACGGGCGCCGCCGCCGGCAGCGGCAAGGCUGUCCAGGCCGCCCAGGACGCCGUCGUCAAGCCCGCCGUCCUCCUCGCCUCGGACGGCAAGGUUGUCACGCGCAGCAAGCCGCAGUACGAGAAGGUGCCGGCCAGCUCGUUCCUCAGCGCCAAGGCCAACGGCUGCAAGGGCGACGGGAAGAGCGACGACACGGCGGCCAUCCAGGCGCUGUUCAACAAGGCCGGCCCCAACGACAUUGUUUACUUUGACCACGGCGCGUACAUCAUCUCGGACACGGUCGAAGUGCCCAAGGACAUCAAGAUCACGGGCGAGGUCUGGCCUCUGCUGAUGGCCAACGGCGCGGCCUUCAAGGACCAGGCCAACCCCAAGGUCGUCUUCCGUGUCGGCAAGCCUGGCGACGUCGGUACGUUCGAGAUGAGCGACCUCAUCAUCCAGACCCAGGGACCCCAGGCCGGCGCCAUCCUCAUGGAGUACAACAUCGCCGGGUCCACGCCCGGUGCGGCCGGCCUCUGGGACGUCCACUUCCGCAUCGGAGGCAGCGCCGGCACCCAGCUCCAGUCGGACAAGUGCGCCAAGAACCCCAACGUGACGGCGCCCGCCAACCCCGAGUGCAUCGGCGCCUACAUGCUCACCCACAUGACGGCCGAGUCGUCGGGCUACUUCGAGAACACGUGGUGGUGGGUGGCCGACCACGAGCUCGACCUGCCGGACCGCAAGGCCCAGAUUAACAUUUACAACGGCCGCGGCGUGCUCUGCGAGGCGACCAAGGGCACCUGGUUCUGGGGCACGGCGUCGGAGCACAACGUGCUGUACAACUACCAGUUCAACAAGGCCUCCAACGUCUACAUGGCGCACAUCCAGACCGAGACGGCCUACUUCCAGGGCAACCCGGACGCCAAGACGCCCUUCACCGUCAACCAGGCCAUCCUCGACCCCAACUUCGACACCUUCUGCGCGGGGCAGGGCAACAGGUGCGCGCGCACGUGGGGCGUCCGCGCCAUCGACUCCAAGGACAUUCUCAUCUACGGCGCCGGCCUGUACUCCUUCUUCGACAACUACGACCAGGUGUGCGUCGGCCAGAACAACUGCCAGGACCACAUGGUGUCGCUCGAGAACAGCGACGUCAAGUUCUUCGGCCUAAGCACGAAGGCGGCCGUCAACAUGGUGACGGUCAACGGCAAGAGCGCGGCGCUCGACAGCGCCGUCCCUCUAGGAGAGCUCCUGCGCCUACUACGAAGCGGAGGGGCCUUGGGUCCCCGGCCCAUUCCCGGUCCACGAGCCGUCCUAGGAGAGGCCCCGGUACGGUACCUCGCCGCUCCCGAGCAUGCCGGCGCUGUCUCCCCUGGAUUCGUGGCUGGCGAGGACGGCGUACGAGGACGGCUACGAUUACGCCCAGAAGCUGAUGAUCGCGAGCCGCCGCCAUGCUAUUCUCGGAUAGGCGUGGCCAUCAUCCGCCACCCCUCCCACCUCCGUGGUCCGUGUGUCGCCACUGGUUCUCUUCUUGACUGUGAUGUUCUGCCGCGAUGUGUCCUUUCUCAUAUUCCGUACGUACCCUUCCAGGCUGAUUCCUCACGUAUCGGCAACGUCAUACUCUCUGCCCUGUCGAUUUCUUCCAAGCUCCGGCCUUCGUCCACCCAUCCCGCCGCCAAUUUAAACAUUGUCGUCGCUUGCGAUCCUCUUCCUUCGUGGCCCUCCUUUGCCCUUGAUGCGAUAACACACACUUUGCGCCCUCCAAAACGACUUACGAUGGACACACCACCAGCACCCAGCAUGCGGUCCAAGACUAGGCGCGCACUCGACGAACUCAACGGCGCCACGACUUCGCCCCCCUCGUCGUCCCCCAGGACGACGCGAAACAGCCCCUACUUGCCCACGCCCACCGAGACGAUAGUGCUGGCCUCCUUCCCGGUCAUACUCUUCUUCGGUACCGUCUUCUCGCUGCUCUCUCCCGACGUCCGCGCGUCGCACUACGACGCCGCGGCGCAGGCGCACUCCCAGUCCACGGCGCCGUCGUACUUUGCGCGCAAGUCGAACCUGUUCAACAUCGUCUUCGUCAAGCGCGGCUGGUUCUGGAUCACGGCCGCCUUCUUCGCCUUCGUCCUCACCCACCCGGCGACCAAGAAUAUUACGACGCGCGUGCAGGCCACGCUUCGCUGGGCGCUUGUCACGACGUGGUGGUUCUUCGUCACGCAGUGGUUCUUCGGCCCGGCCAUCAUCGACCGCGGUUUCCGCUGGACCGGAGGAAAGUGCGAGCUCGUCGAGGAGAAGGUUGAGAUGGGCGAGGGAGACGCCAAGGAGGUAUUCACUGCGGUCGCGUGCAAAGCCUCUGGCGGGCGCUGGAGCGGCGGGCACGACAUCUCGGGGCACGUGUUCCUCCUGGUAUUGGGCACCGGCUUCCUCUUAUCCGAGGUCGGAUGGGUGGUGAUGCGCUGGAGGGGGUCGAGCAGAGAAGAGCGCAGCGUCGUCAUGACGGACGGCGCCAUCAAGACGGCCACCGUCGAGUCGCAGGGCCUGCGAGGAGAGCCCGUCCCCGGCGACGCUCUGGGCUUGGGCGGCAAGUUUGCGGCUGCUAUCAUUGGCUUGAGCUCUUGGAUGCUGCUUAUGACGGCCAUCUACUUCCAUACCUGGUUUGAAAAGGUCACCGGUCUUGUUACUGCCUUCGUCGCGCUUCGCAUUGUCCCCACCAGCAACCAUUCAGACCUUGUGCUGCACGAAGACAUGUCGCCUAUCAAGGCCCCAGCAAACCUGCCGGAGCUCGUCAAAGCAGCAUUCGCCAAGGCUCGCUCUAACGGCGACCUGACCUACUAUGCGACCCAGGCCACCGUCCUCGACGCGAAUUCAAUCCCUUUCCAGCUGAGAUUCUCCCCCGCCCUAGCAAACAAGCCGGCCGCACCGAGACCGAAGCCCGACGAGCCACACAAACCCUUCGACCCGUUCGAGAGCCCCGAGAAGGGCCCGCUGUUCAUUGCCGACCUGCCCGAGUCGAGCCACAACCUGGUCCUGAACAAGUUCGCGGUAGUCCCCGAACACUUCAUCUUGGCUACCAAGGCCUUCAAGCAGCAGAACCAUCUUCUCGAACCCGAUGACUUGGCGGCAACGUAUGCCUGCAUUGAGGCGUACAGGCGGUACCACGGGGACGGCGAGCUCUACGCUUUCUUCAAUAGCGGCCCGCACUCGGGGGCGAGCCAACCACACCGUCACAUCCAGCUGUUGCCAGUCGCGCGGAUGAAGGAUGGGCUGCAGGAUGACUCGCGGUGGGAUGUGCUGGCGAAGCAGCUUGGCUCGUUCGACGUCCCCGGGCUGCCAUUUGCGACCUUUGCAGACAGGAUCCACCGUGACAUGACGCCCGAGGAGCUGCAUGCCAUCUAUCUGUCGCUUUUCAAGUCGGCCGUCGAGGCGGUCGAGGCCCACAUCGGCGCGGUGGACGACCCCGGCAACGACGACGCCUCCAUCAGUUACAAUCUUGCCAUGACCAGUGACCGUUUGGUCGUCCUGCCUCGAUUGGCCGAGGGGGCAGCUAUCUGUCAGGACGGAACGCCGGUGGGCAAGCUCAGCCUCAACGGGACGGUCCUGGCGGGAACGGCGCUGGUCAAGAACGAAAUCGAAUGGAACGCGCUGAAGGCAGAAGCCAAUGGCACCAUCCAAUUGCUGCAGGUGUUGUCCAAGAUUGGCGUCCCCGCGGAUGCGUAUCACAGUAGAAAGCUUUGA
Molecule: messenger RNA, 4821 nt
Organism: Colletotrichum higginsianum IMI 349063
Lineage: Eukaryota; Fungi; Ascomycota; Sordariomycetes; Glomerellales; Glomerellaceae
Product: Glucan 1,3-beta-glucosidase
Exons: 10
Coding region: 1-4821 (1606 amino acids)
Biological process (GO): phospholipid biosynthetic process; nucleotide metabolic process; lipid storage
Cellular component (GO): endoplasmic reticulum membrane
Molecular function (GO): ATP binding; ATP:ADP adenylyltransferase activity
Source: RefSeq, a predicted model, not a curated record